UUAACAUAUGUGUAUGUGUGUACAUGUGUGUGGGCUGUGACGUACGCCGGCUGGGAGCAAUGACCAGCUGCGUCAACGUCUGCAAGCGUGUCCAUCAAAUUGAAGUUGAGCUCCUUAAGGAAACGGAUAAGGUGGAGCACAGUCUGCUGCUAAUUAAGGGACGCCUGCAGCCGAUCUGUGCCAGCGCCCAGCAGCUAAAGGCGACGCUCACACUGCGUAAAACCGAGCAGGAACAGCUGACACAACUGUCCGCUGCAAGCGAAUUUAAACUGCUCUUCGAUUUGUCAAAAGAGGAUUCGAAAUCGGAAUCGAGCUCGGAAUCGGAGCCGGCUGUGAAUUGUGAGCUUCAGCUGCGCUGCUGCAGCGGGCAGCGUCAACUGCAGUUCAGCUAUCAGCCAAGGAGGAGCGCAUAUCGAGUGCAGCCGCUAUAUUUGGUGUGCCAAAACAACGAGAAAGAGAAGGACGACCACGAGCAGGAGGCGAAGCAGCGCUGUGCUUUAAUUGAUCUAAAUUUGCGCCUGGUGCAGUGCAUCUAUGCGCAUAAAUUGAGCGCCGCCGGCUAUAGAAAUCGCACAUUUACUUUAAACGGCGCCUGUUGCGUGUUUCGCUCGCAGCUGAGCUGCCAGGAGGCACGCAAGUGCAGCGAGGACGAGCUCUGGCAGAGAUUCGCCAGCGAGAUACUCGCCUCUUCCGCCUGGGGACAACAGCUCCAGCUGAAAUUCGUUGCCUUUGUGGGCUGCACGUGGUACAACGGCGCCGCAGUUGCAGCUAGCGGGGAUUACUCGUACACGAACAUCCGGCGGCAUUUGCACGCCCACGCCGCUUUGGGUGGCGGCGGAUUGGCGCUCUUUGGCAGCGGCCAUUUCUAUGCGUGGCCGCAACGCUUUGCGGACAUUGGCGACUGCAUACGGAGCACUGAGCGCGUGGAUGUGACCCGUUUGCCCGACGAGAGCAACUAUCGGCGCACCUACGGCGGCGUCUAUGCCAGCACCCUGGGCGCUGUCUGUCAUGAGCUGGGCCACUGCUUCGAUCUGGGUCACACCCUUGAGGGUGUCAUGGGCCACGGCUUUGAUUACCUAAACCGCGUGCUAACCGUUGAUCAGCCCACAGAGCACUUGCCUCAGCGUAUGGUGUCCACACCAGCAGCUGAGGCAACCAUAUCGCCGCCUCGUCCACGCUUCACCCAGCUAAAGAUUAAGCAGCCGGCGAGCAGCAAAUUCCUGGAUAAUUAUCACACCCAGCGUCGCAACGAUAGCUUCUACUUUGCCCACAAUUGUGCCCUCAUUCUUGCCCAGCAUCGUUGGCUGCAGCCUGAUCUGCAAGCGAACACCUCGGCGGCACCGGAGAUCCAGCUGCUGCCAGCUAACAAGGAGAUAGUGUCCAGUGUGCCGCUGCGCCUUAUCGAGCUGCGCUGCAAUCGCAACAGCCUGGCCGCACACUACGAGGAGUUCAAGCCGGAGUCUGCCACUUAUCGCUUUCAGCUGCCUGACUCGCUCUGGCAUCUCUUGGCUACACAGAGGACGCACUACGUCUUUGUGCUGACUAUUGAGGGGGAUACCAAGCGUCUGGCCUUUGACGAGACGCCAGCAGGAGUAGAAGCCGAGCCAGCACAGUAACCAGACGGGGAGCAGUGAGAACUCUACUAUUUCUAUGAACGGACGUUUUUCAAGGCAUCAUCGAAAACAAACAUAACGG
Molecule: messenger RNA, 1695 nt
Organism: Drosophila hydei
Lineage: Eukaryota; Metazoa; Arthropoda; Insecta; Diptera; Drosophilidae
Exons: 2
Coding region: 24-1616 (530 amino acids)
Source: RefSeq, a predicted model, not a curated record